GAGCGCCGCGAGGAGGGCUUAGGAGACCCAGGCCCCGCUCGAGGGUCGCCCCUAGGAAAAGCGGGACUUUGGGAGGGGCCGUUUUCUGCCCCUCUCCUCCAGCUUCGCCCCAAAGAAAGAUUCUAACCCCCUCCAGACCCAAAUGCCACUGUCCUCGACAAUCACUGUCAGGGAGAAAGGGCGACCACCGGGGGUGAUUUCAGCCACAGCCCCAUCCUCUCUGAUUCCUGGUCCGGGUCGGUCGUCAUGGUAACCCUUCCGCAUCCUGGAUCCCUCCCGCUUUGUGGUUAUGAAGCCCCAAACUUGUCCUGUCCCUGGACUCCCUGGACGAGGGAAAGGUUGCUAAGCAGUGCAGCUGAGCUGGGCUGGACCCGCCCACCAGGAGCUCCCACAGCGGUCUCGGAGGAUGCCCCGGAGGCCCAGCUAGGGCCUGACUUUGGCCCCAUGCGGCUCACCCGCUGCCAGGCUGCCCUGGCAGCCGCCAUCACGCUCAACCUCCUGGUCCUCUUCUAUGUCUCGUGGCUACAGCACCAGCCCAGGAACUCCCGGGCCCGUGGUCCCCGCCGUGGAGCUGCUGCCGGCCCCCGCGUCACCGUCGUGGUGCGCGAGUUCGAGGCCUUUGACAAUGCUGUGCCAGAGCUGGUGGACUCCUUCCUGCAGCAGGACGCAGCCCAGCCGGUGGUGGUGGCCGCCGACACGCUCCCCUACCCUCCCUUGGCCCUGCCCCGGGUUCCCAACGUCCGCCUGGCGAUACUCCAGCCCGCCCUGGACCGGCCCGCCGCGGCCUCGCGCCCCGAGACCUACGUGGCCACCGAAUUCGUAGCGCUGGUGCCCGACGGGGCGAGGGCCGAGGUACCGGGCCAGCUAGAGCACAUGGUGGACGUGCUUCAGGCCGGAGGCGCACGCCUGGUGGCCGCCCCCGUCGCCUCCGCCAACCCGGCGCGGUGCCUGGCCCUGAACGUCAGCCUGCGGGAGUGGACCGCUCGCUACGGUCCCUCCCCCGCGGCGCCCCACGUGGUGGGCGUGCUGGAGGCGGCGGGCGUGCGCUACUGGCUGGAGGGCGGCUCGCUGCUGGGAGCCGCCCGCCACGGGGACAUCAUCCCCUGGGACUACGACGUGGACCUGGGCAUCUACCUGGAGGACGUGGGCAACUGCGAGCAGCUGCGCGGGGCCGAGGCGGGCUCGGUGGUGGACGAGCGCGGCUUUGUGUGGGAGAAGGCGGUCGAGGGCGACUUCUUCCGCGUGCAGUAUAGCGAGAGCAACCACCUGCACGUGGACCUGUGGCCUUUCUACCCCCGCAACGGGGUCAUGACCAAGGACACGUGGCUGGACCACCGGCAGGACGUCGAGUUCCCCGAACACUUCCUGCAGCCCCUCGUGCCCCUGCACUUUGCCGGCUUCGUGGCGCAGGCGCCUAACAACUACCGUCGCUUCCUGGAGCUCAAGUUUGGCCCCGGGGUCAUCGAGAACCCCGAGUACCCCAACCCGGCGCUCCUGAGUUUGGCGGGAAGUGGCUGAAGGCUCAGCGCCCGCUCCUGGGGUCAGGAGGGCAGACAUGUGGUGGGCGGGCCGCGGGUGCCAGGCUGCCCUGCAAGGCCCAGCACCGGCCCGGACUUCAAAGAUACUGCCCGAGACUCCCAGGAGCGUGGGCUUUAUUUACAGCACGGACAGUUUUUGUAAAGAGGAAAACGGUUGGGUUCUGGGCUGGACUAGCGCGACUAAAACCCCAGCUCUACCACUUGCGACUUAGGUGGGACCGAGCGAUUGUCCCAAUUUUUCUGUGCUUCAGUUUCUUCCAGGAUCCAGUGAGCACCCUCAGGGUCUAGCUCAGUCUGUCGGACGCUUGCUUGCUGGGCUCGCUUCCGCCACUAGAGGGCGCCGUUGUCCUGCUGUGGGGCCAAGGCGGCGGGAAGCCUGGCGUCUCCGUUGUUCUGUAGCUGCCCUGCCUCUUCUGGCUUUGGUCUCUCCAGUCCCCGUAUCUUGCAAGACAGGAUAGCUGUCUCCCUUCGGGAGCCCCGUGAGGGGCACGCUGCUCUUGACCUCACCUUACAGAGGAGGAAGCAGGCUCAGCCCUGAGCUGCAGCUAUGGUUAAGAACCGGGUCCUGGAUGCCCGCCCCACGCCAUGUUAACGGUGUUACCUCGUUUUUUUAGCUCGCUGCAAAGCGGGAUAAACAGUAAUCACAGCCACACAUACUGUGUGCUCAGUAUUUCACACAAGGUUAACUGAUUUAUGUCUCACCUCAACCCCCUGAGAGCUGCUAUUAUUACCACUUUGCAGGUGAGCAAACCGAGGCUAGAACGGUAACGUCAUUUGCCCAAGGUCACACAGCUUGGGAAGUGACAGCGCAGGGACUUGAGCCCAGGCAGCCCAUCUGGAGCCCACACUGAAGUUGGACACCAUGCCCCUCUCUCCUAAAGGUGCCGGAGGGGCGAUCCGGGGAGGCCGUGCUGCUCUGCCUCUCUGAAACUCCACUUUACACCUCAAAAAUAGGCAUGAUGAAAGUUUACCCCACAGGGGUACACUGAGGCACUUGAGUGGUAAAGGGGUCGCGAAUCAAGGUUGGCUCCUGGCUCGGCCACUUAUUUUCUUUGCCAACUUAGGCAAGUCACUGUCUCCCCGAACCUAUAGAUGGGGGGGCGGGGUUGGUGUCCUUGCAGAAAUGUGAAGCCCUUGGAGGAAGAGACUUCACAGACCAGCAAGAGAGAAGACAAAUGCAAAUUUGGCCCAAUCUCCUGAGGCUCAGCCCUCUGAGGCCUGACUUCUUAGCACAUAUUCUCUGUGUUUAGCCACUGGACCCGCAAACGACUCCCAGACUGUUGGGUUUCCAUGGAGCACUUGGGAAACAUCCGGGGAAUGAUUCGGGGUGACCGCGUGGUGCUCUUAGCUCUUGGGAGCCCCGGCCCAGGGACAGAGAUGUUUCCUCAUAUGCAGGCCGUCUCCACCUAAUAAAACAUCGUCCCUUGUCACAUGCGGUUUGGGAAUGUCCCAUGGGGCAUUCAUGUGUGAUGUUCAGAAUCUUUUGUAACAGGUUCAGUAAUAUAUAAAUUAAUAUAUGAGUCAAUAUAUGCAUCUGAGUAUUUAAAUAUUUCUUUUUUAUUCUCUAAAGAAUGGAAAUGAUCUCUCUAUAUAGAAUACAUAUUUCUUUAAAUUGUUUGCCAAAGACGUAAGCUGAAGCUCAAAUGGUUCUUAAAUCAUUACAAUGAUUCUGUUUUAUUUAGAAACUUA
This is a messenger RNA of Suricata suricatta (meerkat), 3227 nucleotides long. RefSeq names its product fukutin related protein (gene FKRP). The coding region runs from base 247 to 1518 and encodes 423 amino acids. The transcript has 4 exons. The record is from RefSeq and is a predicted model, not a curated record. Gene Ontology annotation, biological process: protein O-linked glycosylation via mannose. Gene Ontology annotation, cellular component: Golgi apparatus. Lineage: Eukaryota; Metazoa; Chordata; Mammalia; Carnivora; Herpestidae.